CCGGUUGUUAGGUGGCAGUUGACAUUGCCUGUAGCAAAAGGAUAGCAGCGUGCUAGCUAACAAGCCUCUGACAGCGACCAGUGUACCCAACGUCCAUCAAUUGCCGGAAGAGACACGUUCAGUUGUCACGUUUUUCCUCGUAUACUUGGUUAAUUUAAACGCAAAGAUGUUCGAAGAAGCGAGCGAAGUGUUUGAGAACAUGUUCAAAUCUUCAUUUCCUUUGACAUUCAUUGUAUUUUUGCCGGCUGUGCUUAUUUUGGUGUCACCGCUUCCAGCCGAAGCAGCACAUGAAUUUACAGUGUACCGCAUGCAGCAGUACGACCUGCAGGGACAACCCUAUGGCACAAGAAAUGCGAUUUUAAAUACCGAGGCUCGCACGGUGGAAGCAGAGCAGCUGAGUCGCCGCUGCGUGCUACUACGGCUAGCAGAUUUCUCCUAUGAGCAGUACCAGAAAGCUCUUCGACAGUCUGCCGGAGCUGUCGUCAUUAUUCUGCCAAAAAAUAUGUCCACCAUGCCGCAGGACAUUGUGCAGCAAUUCAUGGAGAUGGAGCCAGAACUCCUUGCCACAGAGACCAUUGUUCCAGUGUACUUUGCACUGGAAGAUGAUGAACUGCUGUCCAUAUACAAGCAGACCCAAAUCUCAUCAUCAUCACAAGGAUCCUCAUCAGCAGCUGAGGUGCUGCUGCACACAGCAACUGCCAAUGGUUUUCAGAUGGUCACCAGCGGUGCACAGAGCAAAGCAGUGAGCGACUGGGCCAUCACCAGCCUGGAGGGAAGACUGACUGGUGUUGGAGGAGAGGACCUGCCAACCAUCGUCCUGGUGGCUCACUAUGAUUCCUUUGGAGUGGCACCGUGGCUGUCCUAUGGAGCUGACUCUAAUGGGAGUGGGGUGUCUGUUCUGCUGGAGUUGGCCCGCCUCUUCUCCAGACUGUACACGUAUAAGAGGACACAUGCUGGGUACAACUUGCUAUUCUUUGUAUCUGGAGGCGGAAAGUUCAAUUACCAAGGAACCAAGCGUUGGCUGGAAGAUAAUUUGGACCAUACAGACUCCAGCCUGCUGCAGGACAAUGUAGCGUUCGUGUUGUGCUUGGACACUCUGGGCAGCGGGGACAGCCUUCACCUUCACGUGUCCAAACCUCCAAAAGAGGGCAGCCCACAGUACGCCCUGUUGAAAGAGCUGGAGACCGUGGCCUCUAGCCAGUACACCAAUAUGUCCUUCUCCAUGGUCCACAAGAAGAUCAACCUGGCCGACGACACUCUGGCCUGGGAGCACGAGCGCUUCGGGAUCCGCCGCCUGCCGGCCUUCACGCUGUCGCACCUGGAGAGCCACCGGCACGCCCUGCGUGGCAGCAUCAUGGACAUGCGGUCAGUGUCCCCCUCUCAGAAUGGGGCGGGAGAGGUGACAGCUGGGCCUCACGUGGACUUAAAAAAGCUCAGUCGCAACACAAAACUGAUCGCAGAGGCUCUGGCCAGAGUGGUCUACAACCUGACCGAGAAGGGUGCACCAGGGGACCUCAAGAUCUUCACAGAGCAAAUGGUGCAGGAGGAGCAGCUGUCCUCAGUGGUGGACUGGCUGACAGCUCAGCCCCGAGCCGCCCAGUUGGUUGACAAGGACAGCAGCGUAGUCAACACACUGGAGUACUACCUGGGCCGCUAUCUCAAGGAUGUAAAGCGGCACUACGUCAAAGCAGACAAGAGAGAUCCAGAGUUUGUAUUUUAUGAUCAGCUCAAACAGACGAUGAAUGCAUACAGGGUAAAGCCAGCCAUCUUUGAUCUGCUCUUGGCAGUCUGCAUUGCUGCUUACCUUGGAGUCAUGUAUUUUGCAGUGCAGAACUUCGUUUUUCUCUACAACAUUCUGCGCCGUGUCACUCAACCCAAGGCUACCAAACAGCAUUAAGGCUCAGGAUCGACUUUCUCUUUUCCACUGAAACAGGAAACCAGACCCACAGUCCUGUUUGUCUCUGAAAUGAGCUCUGCAGCUGGUCCAGUGACUUCCUACCCUUGAGCCGCCAUGUUUACUUCAACUCACUAAUGCCAUCAACCACUCCCCUAUAACCCCUGCCCCAACUAAAAGUGUUUUUCUUUUGCGGAACAAUUUUACCCUAAAUUACUCCCUCCUACAUGUCAGGAACAGCUUAGGCGUCUUCCUCCUCUCUACUGCCAUGUUUGUCUGUUUCUUCCAACACAUUGAAUUUUGCUCUCUUCUCCCCAACUCCUUUUACUGGCCAAGUUUCAGAGGGUGGUCUUCUCAGGCAGCUAAGAUGAGCUUUCACUGUGUAGGAGAACUUACUGGGACCCUAACUACUGAGAUGAAAUCUCUUUGAUAACCUGCCUUUUUGUCUAUGCUGUCUUCAAAAUGAGAUAAUGCGUGUGGUUUCUUUCGUUUUUUUUUUUCGUUUCCUGCAUUGUUUGUGCCCCAGAUCUUUUAAAACUUGACCUUAAAGUGGAAUACUCUUCAGCCAUUAUAGAUAUUUAACUAAAACAUACAUUUUGAGGUCAUAUCCUAUACCGGGAUAUCUUGCUGUGAAAAUGACUUUGAAGUGAUGGGAGAUGAUGCCCUGCAUAUUUUUUAACAUUCAGAUGCAUCUCAAACCAGACCUCACGAGUGAUUCUGAAAUGUAUGCAAUGUUCUAAUAAGAUGUGUAUUUUGUAUUUGAAAGCAGUGGCAAGAAACUGAUUUCCUGCAUGCCCAUUGUUUCAUAAAAAUAAAUAAACAUUCAUGUAGUGAAGUUCUUUACUGGUAAAACAUUUCAUUACAACGGAAAUACUGUACGGUACAGGUUGUAGAGAUUAUCAUUUCUGGAAGCUAUCCAGGCUUCACUUUGCACUGUAGUUUGAUAUCACCACCAAACAUUUUUACAACAGGGAUGAAUGAUAGAAAAAUAAAGGACAUCUGUUGAAAUAAAAA
Clupea harengus (Atlantic herring) is the source of this 2908-nucleotide messenger RNA. It is a transcript of the gene ncln, whose product is annotated as nicalin. Lineage: Eukaryota; Metazoa; Chordata; Actinopteri; Clupeiformes; Clupeidae. Gene Ontology annotation, cellular component: membrane. Gene Ontology annotation, biological process: regulation of signal transduction. The record is from RefSeq and is a predicted model, not a curated record.